Phytomonas sp. EM1 is the source of this 1068-nucleotide messenger RNA. NCBI's taxonomy places the organism in Eukaryota, Euglenozoa, Kinetoplastea, Trypanosomatida, Trypanosomatidae. The record is from the annotation of a GenBank genome assembly.
AUGUUCUAUAGACCAGCAUUACCUAUUCCGGCCGAGACGUUGCUUCGAUGUAACUCGCAGUUUUCAAGGGAGGCGUGGCGGAUAGGUAUGAGGCACGAUCAGCGUGAAGCGAACCAGCUGCGGCCUCUGUCCAUUGAGUUUCCCUUUCUCACAGAUGACGUGACUCUAGUGCGGUGCGGCGACACCGCCGCCACUGCUACGGUCACGUGCGACUUGGUGGAGCCCUCUCCUUUCAGGCCAAAGCACGGUUUUUUGGAGUUUCAUGUGCGCCAGCUCCUCCACGAGCGCGAUAGUCUCGAAAAGCCGAAGGAAAUCAAGAAAAUUAGUUGGUUUCUAGAACGCCUCUUUAAGAACAAUGUUUUGGACCCUGAGGGUCUAUGCGUCUUGCCGGGUCGAAAGGUGUGGAGCUUGUCUGUGGAUAUCCUUAUCGUGAAUGAUGAUGGUAACACGUUGGAUGUGGCCGAGUGGAGUGCGAUCACGGCACUACAACACUUCCGCCGACCUGAGAUCACUAUUCGAGGGGAUAACAUAACCGUGCAUUCCCCGCAUGAGCGCGAUCCUGUACCGCUUUCCCUGCACUAUAUCCCUGUAUCCUGCAGUUACGCUGUAACGACAGGAGUCGACACGGCACAACUCCACCAUCGCGCUGCGGAGAGUGUGCUGGCUGUCAGUGCUGAUCCCACGGGAACGGGGGGUGAUGCCAAGGGAAAAGGUGCUUCAGCCCCGAAAGAAAACGAGCUUCUUCUUGUGGUGGACCCCUCACUCGAGGAAGAAGCAGCAGCAGCUAGUAAGGUUGUAGUAGCGGUGAAUGCCGAGGGUGUUGUUUGUGCCUUGGAGAAGUACAAAGGGUGUGAUGUGACGUGGCCGAUUCUCAAUGAAUGCAUUCAGAUAACAAACCGUCUAGUGCCACGUAUUUUGGACGAAAUGAAAACAGCUAUGGCUGAACAUGAGGUGCGGCGAAAAGAGGCGUUCAAGGAACAAUUCCUAUGGGCCCAGCAGCGAACUGGGGUGCAUAAAUUAGGGGAUGAUGGACCACAUGCUAAGGCUGUACGAAACGAGUUAUCAUAA